Salpingoeca rosetta is the source of this 17649-nucleotide messenger RNA. RefSeq lists its product as uncharacterized. The coding region runs from base 466 to 17220 and encodes 5584 amino acids. Lineage: Eukaryota; Choanoflagellata; Craspedida; Salpingoecidae. The transcript is spliced from 8 exons. The record is from RefSeq and is a predicted model, not a curated record. Gene Ontology annotation, molecular function: hormone activity.
CCCUCCUCCUUCAUACACACACAUUGCCCUUAUCACCCUGUUCGCCCUACCCACGCUCGCCUUGGUUAACGGUGGCGAGGAUUGUGUGUUUCGGGUGGCUGUGAGCUUGUGUUGCCGAGUCGAAAAGACUACCUGGAUCUCUUUCCCGUUCAGACGAGCCCCACCUGUCAUUUGUUUUGACUUCCGUUGCUCGCGGCAAAGCACGUUUUGUGUUGCCCGCUUGUUGUUGGUGUUGUUGUUGUUGUUUGUUUGGACCUUCAGACACCCGCCGAACGACGCGCUUGUGCGUGUUCGUGCAAGCGUGCACUUUUUUUAUUUUUGAGGCCUUGUGGCUGACGUUGGUCACACGAGAGCAUCUCCCUCGUGCGUGCAUUGCCGCCACGCACAGCGUCGUCCACCACGCGGCGCAAGGGCUCGCACCCGGGUUGUUUUUUCUGUUUCACGACAAACAAACAAAUAGCCCGCAUGGCAACCCUUUCCAGACACGCGCGGUGGUCCACCGUGCAAUCAUUUUCGACAGCAGGGAAGCUGCUUCGCACAGCGCCACUGCUUACGCUGGCAGCAGUACUGACUGUGCUGGCGACGGCGGCGUUGGCAGAUGACACCGUCUACUAUUCGCUGAGUACGGCGAGCACCACCAUCACGGCGGGAACCCCAUUUACCGUCACUGUCACUGCCACAUAUGCCAACGGCACCUUGCCUGCGGAUGGAUUGGACGACAUUUAUCUCACUGUGGCAAAUGGCACGACCAUCUCCAAGUUUGGAAACGAGCCCCCGUAUCUCCUCAGCUUCGAUGCAAACGGGCAGGCAAGCGAGCAGAUGCGCACGUUCCAGUCUGGAGGGCUCGUGAUAGGCGUUGAUGCCUCCAUGGCCGCCGUACCCACAAGCGUAGGCGCCCCGCUUUCCCUCACCGCAGUCGCAGCCGAGGCGUCGCGGUAUGUGUUUGUGGACCAGGCAACCAUCACGGCCGGCGAGCCAACGCCUGUGGAGAUUCGCGCAGUGGACGCGUACGGAAACCACGACACAACAUACGGCCCCGCAUCGCUGUUUGUUUCUGCCAUCGGUAGCUCCUCCGGCACGUUUCUUGACCGCCCGUUUGUGAACCCGGGCAGCAUCAACAUCGCCAACGGCGUCGGUACCAUCAUCGUCCAGUCGCGCGUGCUGGAGACAAUCACCAUCUCCAUGCAGGACUUUACCAACUCGGGGGUCGAUGCUUCAGCCACGUUUUCAACGCAAAUCGUCCCAGCUCCUGCCGCCCGCUACGAGCUUGAGGUCGACCGAACCACGCAGGUGGUUGGACGGAACGUGCUCGUCUCCCUGACAGCGUUUGACCCUUAUGAGAACUUUGUUCCAGCGGCCAAUGACACGCUCACGGUUGUGGCGAGCAGCAACGGCACACCGGCACAGCAGACCAUCCAAAUUGUGAACGGCACGGCGACAGCCAACGUGACGGAUGUCGUGCAUGAGACGACGACCAUUUCCUUGCAGGGGCCGUCCCACCUCAACCUCACAGACUCGGCCACCAUCAGCUUCGUUCCAGAUAUUGGUGCAAGUGUAAGCAUUGUGCUGCCAACCACGAACACCGUGGACACCAAUCAUGUCAUCGGUGUUCAAGUCCGUGACCAGUACAGCAAUAUUGCCGUGUUUGAUGCCUACAACCUUCUCCUCCGUGUCAACUCCAACAAUGGCACGGACAACCAUACCGUGGCGGUGGCGAGUGGCGAGGGAGCUUACACGCUGUUCACGCCGCAGCCACAGACCGUGGAGCUGGAGUUGCUGCCUGCUGUUGGCACUCCGGCCACGCUCGCUCUCCCGUUGACGCCGUCCUUCUUCACCAUCCAACCUGGGGAGACACGGCGGUUUGUGCUGUUGCCUCUGCCAAGUGGCCAGCUUGGCCAGCCUUCUCUGCCCGGCUCUGUGGACGCUGGCGUGAACGUCACCGUGGUUGCGCUUGAUAUGUAUGGCAACAUCAACACCAACGAGCAGCAAGACGUGGUUGUCACCGCAAGCAGCGACGCCGUGUUCCAGCUGUCCAGCAACGCGACCACCGUCUUUGAUAUUGCCAACGGCACGGCGACCCAGCUUCUCGCAAAGACGACCCCUGGCAACGUGCUCGUCUCUCUGUCGGAUCUUUCGGGCUCAGGAGUGGAUGUCACGUCCACACAGCUUACAGAGUUUGUGCCAGGCGCCACGACCAAGUAUGUGCUGGAGCCUCUGACGCCCAUUCCCACGGGAAGCUUUGACAAGCUGUUUGUGGAGGCCCAGGACCAGUUUGGCAACCGCGUGCCAACAGAGCAGCGUGACUGCGCACUGGCCAUGAAUGGGUCGGCCACAGGCGCCGGACGUGUGGACAUUGUUGCCGGUCGCGGGUUUGUCUAUCUGUUCAACGAGGAGGCAGAGUAUGUGCUUGCAUCGCUCUCCGAUGACUACAACACCGGGUUGGAUGUCAGCCACACCUUCCUUCUGCAGUUCAUCGCAGCGGAGGACAUUGAGCUGAAUCCAAACAACCUGACGACGGUGGUACGCGUGCAGCUGCGACCGGAAGAGAUCUUUGCGCUGCAGGCCAAUCCUCUGAUGGCCACAAACAUUGCAAACACGCUGCUGACCGUCCAAGCCAAGACCGUCAACGACACAUUCAACAACCCCGUGUUUCCGCUCAACGCCACGCAAGCCCUGCAGCCGUCGGAGUUUCUCGAGGACAUUGCACCGCCCAAAGUGCUCUCGUUUGACAUUGUGGCCGGGUCUGACACAAACAACUCCCUGACAGAGCUGCACGUGCACUUUUCGGAGGUGGUCAACGCCUCCUCGCUCGAACCGGGUCUCAUUGCACUGCACAGCGCAGCGGCGAACGCGUCAUUCCAGCACACGCUCACGGGGGCACUUGUGACCCCCGCAUACACGCGCGAGGUUGUGUUUGUGCUGACGCCUGCUGACGUGGCUGCGGUCGUCGCCCAGAGCGCCAUUGGGCAGCCCGGGUUUGCGGGCGCAGGCCUGCUGCACGACGCCAACUCCACCUUCCUGUCGGCUGAUCAGGGCGCCUUCGCCGACAUGAACGGCAACCCGUCCGUCCGCGUGCAUCCACAGAACGCGCUGGGGGUGUCUGGCUACGACGUCGACUACCAGCCGCCGUUUGUCGUGGCGUUCAGCAUGGAUCUCUCCGAGUACCAGGUUGCCGUGACCUUCAACGAGCCCGUGCGUAAGGAUACGUUCAAGUCGCACCUCAUGACGCUGCAGAACUGCGCCGAUGCCACGGCCAGCGACGGCACAUGCGCCAACUUGCAGACGCUCACACUCACCGCAAACUACACGGAUGACCCGCUCAUCACGGCCGGCUCGCCGGUUCUUGCCAACAGCAGCCGUGACGCAAUCAUUGCGUUUGCACUGAACGCAGACGACGCGGAUGCGUUGCAGCGCAAAACUUCCCUGGCCACGUCGCUUGGCGACACGUUCCUCAGCCUCCGCGCGGGCGCCGUGCAAGACUCCGUGGGUAACCUUGCCGAUGAGGUGCUGGCGGCAAACGCACUGCAGGUGGCCGUGGUGUCACGGGACACGCUCCCGCCGACCCUGCUUCGCUUCUCGCUUGACCUCUCGACCAACGCCAUCACGUUCACGUUCUCCGAGGCCGUGAAUCCAGCAUCUCUCAAGCCCGAGCGCGUCAUCCUGCAGAACACAAAGGUGAACGGCACGACAACGUACCAGCUGACGGGCGGGUACAUCUCUGACCUCGACGAGCAGCGCGCCGUUGUGCGCGUGAACCUGACCGCGCACGACGUCAACGCCAUCAAGUACAAUCAGGAGCUGGCCACCCGCGGCGUCAACACGUACCUCAGCAUCGAGCACCUCUACCGCAGGCCGCUGUACGCGCCGCCAGAGCUGCUCCCGUCUGACUUUGUUCUCGACACCGCCGGCAACCCCGUGGUCUACAUUGAACAGGACAACGCCAAGCGCGUGCGGGUUGGUGGUCUCACCCGGGACACCGAGCCCUCAUACCUGGUCGAUUUCGGCGUAAACAUGGACGCGGGCACGCUCAACUUUACGUUCAUCGAGCCCCUUGACCCGGCCACGCUGAACAUCUCUGCCAUCGCCCUGGCGUCAGCACCCGCAGGCGCCAGCAGCACUCGUGCCUUCUUCCGAAUCAGCAACGCUUCAACAGUCGCCGAGAUUGACGGGUCGCUCGGCACACGGGUACGCGUUGUCCUGGAUAAGGAGGACCUGGACACAAUCAAGAGCUUGCCCCUGUGUACGGCCAGUGCAAACGGCGCGGACUGCUUUGUCAGUAUCGACAGCACGUUUGCGGUAGAUCCGAACGACAACCCGGUUGAUGCUGCAGUUGAUGUUCUGCCGUCUGCUUAUGAUGCAGAUGUCACGUCCCCGCAGCUGCUGCCACGAGGGUUUCUCAGCAUCGAUCUUGACGUUGGCGCAAUCGUGCUCACCUUCAGCGAGCCCGUGCGCCUCAGCACAAUCCAGCCCUCUGACAUUGUGCUGCAGUCCACUUUUGAGAAGCAGUCCACCAACCAGGGGUAUAGCGAGCACACCAUCGCAGCGGGGCAGGUUACGGCACCCGAGAACGAGACGGCAAGCACGCUCGUGGAGAUUACGAUGAGUACGACCGACCUCAACUUUAUCAAGCAGGACAACCUGCUCUGCACCAUCGCUGGCAACUGCUACGCUCGUUUCACGGCUUCGUUCCUCGACGACAUGGCAGGCAACAGCAUCGAGCCCAUCGAGCUGGCGUUCCCAGGGCAGCCCGUACAGCAGCUGCUGCGUGACGAGGUUGCGCCGGUGCUGGAGUCGUUUGUGCUGGACGUCAGCGCGGCGUCGCUCAUCCUCUCCUUCAGCGAGAUUGUGGACCCGGCGUCGCUCGACACCACGCAGGUGUGCCUGCAGCCCACGGCAAACGAGACCACGGCGCAGCAGGUGUACUGCCUGACGGAGAGCAGCGCGCCAUCCAGCACGGCAGAGGGCGUGCUUGUGGUUGUGGUUGACGUGAGCGGGGAGGACAUGCGUGCGAUCAAGGCGCGGCGUGUUGGCUCCAGCGCGGGCACGACGUACCUGAGCGUGGGCGCUGGCGCGAUUGUGGACACGGCGUUUGAGGCGAACGGGGUUGUUGGGAUUGAGCGGACGGGCGCUCUUGGUGCGCGGGGUUACAUUGGGGACGUUGUUGGGCCGCGGCUUGCAGCGUUUGAUGUUGACCUUGAGGCGGCUGAGAUCCGGCUGCUGUUCAACGAGCCCGUGAACGUGAGCACGUUUGAUGUUGGCGCGGUUGUGCUGCAGAGCGUGCGGAACGCGAGUGCUGCUGGUGCUGGUGCUGGUACGACGGUUGAGAUGCACCGGCUGAGCGAGGGGAGCAGCGUGCGCGGGGGCGGCAACGACGUGAGCAGCGUUGGCAGCGCAAGCGAUGUUGCGGCCGCGAGCGGUGUUGAGGUUGGGCAGAGCUGGGUUGUGGUGUCGCUGAGCGAGGACGACGAGACGGCGAUCAAGCGGCAGGCGGGGCUUGCAGCGGAUGCGGGGACGAGCUUCAUGUGGUUUGGGCCUGAGCUUGUGGCGGACAUGGCGGGGAACGCAGUGUUUGGGAUUGGGCGGGAGGAUGCGCAGGCGGCGCGGGCACACGCAGCGGACCUUGAGCGGACGAACGUGGUGCAGUGCGUGCUUGACAUGCAGGCGCGGCAGCUUGUGCUGUCGUUUGACGACGUUGUUGAUCCUGGGACGCUGAAGGUUGAGCAUGUGACGGUGCAGAGCGGGCGCGGGGUGGUUGGUGUUGGGGGCGUUGUUGGGUACACGCUGCUUGAGGAUGGCGGGAGCGGCACGGAGAGCGAUGUUGGGUUUGAGGUGGUGAUUGAUCUCGCGGCGGCGGACGUGUUGGGGCUUGCGCUUGUUGGCGGGGUUGGGCGGCGUCGCGGGAACAGCUAUGUGAGCGUUGGGGCGGCGAUGCUUGACGACAUUCGAGGCAACGACGUGAUUGGGGUGCCCGGGGACCGAGCGCUGCAGGUGGCAGCGUAUGUAGCGGACACGCGGGCGCCGGUUGUGGUGAACGCGACGCUGAACAUGACGUCUGAGGUGCUUGGGCUUGAGUUUAGCGAGGCCGUGAAUGUGAGCACGGUGGAUGUGACGGCGCUUGUGUUGCAGGCGUACGGGAACGCGAGCGCAGCGGCGUCGGCAGCGGUGUCAGCAGGGGCCGUUGGUGGCGGGAGUGGCAUUGUUGCGGAGCGGCGGCUUGUUGGAGGGGAUGUGAGCUGGAGCGAGGACCAGGAGCGGGUGUAUGUUGCGCUGACCAAGGCGGACGUGGAUGCGAUGAAGGUGCUUGAGCCGCUUGUGACGAGUGCGGAGACGGCGUUUGUGUGGCACGACGGGACGCUUGUUGCUGAUGUGUUUGGUGUUGGGAGCGAGGCGACGAGCGGGGACGCAGCGCUUGGGGUGCGGUCGUUUGUUGGGGAUGCGGUGCCGCCGGCGGUUGAGUCGUUUGUGGUGGACAUGGACGCCGGCUCCCUCAGCAUCACCUUCACGGAGCCCGUGCGUGCGAGCACAUUCAAUGGCACUGACACCCUGACCCUGCAUGACGGUGCUCACGUGUCACACAUCGUGAACAAUGCGACACUCAACGCCAUCUCUGCAUCCGAGCUUGUUGUGAACAUCACGCUCUCCUAUGAGGACAUGACAGCCAUCAAAACCAAGCGCCCAUUGUGUUCCGACGCGACCGCGUGUCAGAUGACUGCUUCACCUGAAUUUGUUCAGGACAUGGCCGGCAACGAGCUUCUUGCAGACACACCAACGAUCAGCAGCGCACUUCACGUCGACCAGACACCACCUCGGCUGCAGUCAUUCGAGAUUGACAUGACCACGCAGGAGAUGGUGCUCACCUUUGACGAGCCCGUCUUGUCAAUGUCGCUUGCCCCGGAGCUGAUUACGCUUUCUGCCGACAACAACAGCAACAACAACAACAUCACGAGCCAGUCAAGUGAUUCUCGCACGAGCUUCACACUGACGGGCGGAGCAGAGUUUGAGCCUGUGUUUGACGCAACGUCGUGGCCAACCCGUACAAUGCUGCCCUGUGCACAGCCGUAUCCUCGCCCCAGCGGCAAUGCCUCUGCGUUUGCGCUGGCCAACUGCACGUACCUCUCGCUCGCACCGGCGUACACGGCAGUUCGCUUCCGCCUCCUUCGCGCGGACUUUGACGAGCUGGCGGGACGCACGGCGCUCGUCGUGUCCACAGACACGACAUGGCUGCGUGCUUCUUCGGGGCUUGCGCUUGACAUUAGCGCCAACAACAACACAGCGUCUGCAGUGGCAACACCGCUUCGCAGCGCCAGCUUUGUUGCAGACACGGUUCAGCCUGAGCUGCUCGCAUUUUCUGCAAACAUGACAUCACGGCAGCUUGUGCUCACCUUCUCCGAGCCUGUGUGGCAGGUGUCCUUCAAUGCGACGGCUGCGGUGCUCAAGUCGCGCUCGUCCCUGGAGCGCGGCCUGACUCGCCGGCUGCUGUCCAACUCCACCUCGAUCGUUGGCCAGUCGCCAGCAGGCACCGCAGCAAACGUGUCUGCUGACACCAGCACGCCAUAUGACUGGACAGUGUCGCUCACAGUGACGGUGCAGUUGAAUGAGGAGGACAUUGAAUCGAUUCUGAGCCGCAGCUUUUACACCAGCGCAGGGAACGCCUUCCUGCUGACGGAUGGCAGCGUGAUUGUAGACGCAAGCGGCAACCCAGCGCUUCCCACGUUGCCGAGCACGGUGUUGCAUGUUGCCAACUUCACAGCCGAUGUGGUGCCACCUCAGCUGGUGUCCUUUUCCUUGAACAUGACGAGCCAGCGACUGCUGUUUACCUUCGACGAACCCGUGCUGUCCAUUUCGGGCCUGGUUGGUGGCAUCACGCUGCAACAGUACAGCAGCAGUGGCACUCCUGGCGAGAGGUACACGCUGACGCAAGGCAGCGGCACCCUGUUUGAGUACCGCAACUCGAGCGUGCAAGCGGUGGCCAUCUCCGUUGAGGACGCAAAUGCGAUCAAGCUGCUUACUUCCCUGGCCACGCGUGUCGGGGAUACGCAUGUGAAUCUCACCUCUGGUACGGUGACAGACGUGGUCGGCAACCCCAGCGUGGCUGUUGGUGCGCCAGCCAUGUUGGCGGCGUCGUUCUUCGGCGACAUCACCCCGCCUGAGCUGGUCUCCUUCAACCUGAACAUGACAUCGGAGGUCCUCAGCCUCACCUUCAACGAGCCCGUGAACACAUCCAGUGCCGACGGUUCGCUCAUCACGCUUGCAGGCGAGCAGACCGCCGUCAUCAGCGUCAGUGGCGAUGGCGCUCUGGGCAUCACGCUCAGCGGCGCCGUGGUGCUGACACCGAGCGGCCUUGUUCUUGAGUUUGGCCUCUCCCAGCCGGACGUCAACACCAUCAACUGGAACACACGCCUCGCCAUGGAUCCCGCGUCCACAUGGCUUUCCUUUGCGCAGGGCAUGGUCAGGGACAUGAAUGGCGUUGAUGUUGUGGCCCGCGGGGCGGACGAUGCCGAACGCGCUGCACUGCUGAUCCCAGACAUGAUUGCGCCCGAGCUCGUGUCGUUCGACCUGAACCUGACGUCGGAGGUGCUCACGUUGACCUUCAACGAGGCGUACAACGCGUCCACAAUUCAUGUGCAGAGCAUCACGCUGCAGUCGCAUGCCGUGAACACCAACCUCAGCAUCAGCAGCGGGUCUGUGUCUGCACCCGUGCAGAGUGUCACGCUCACUGGCGGCGCAGUGUUCAACACACAUCCUUAUCCGGCGUCACAGCCCGACCCAUUUGCGUACACGACCUUCUCUGUGCUGCUGACGUUUGACGACCUGAACUCACUCAAAGUCCGGGAGGGCCUGUGCGUGUCCAACACGACGUGUUUCAUUUCCGUUCAGCGCUCGCUGCUGCAGGAUAUGACGGGCAACGCAGUGCGGGCGGUUGCGCCCACUGCUGCGAAGCGCGUGCGCACGUUCGCGGAGGACACGACCCGGCCAGAGCUGGUGAACUUUGUGCGGUUUGACCUCAACUAUGGGCGCAUCAAGGUGCUCUUCAACGAAAUUAUUGACGUCUCUGUCAUCGACUACACGUCCAUUGCGCUUGCGGAGUCGUUUGACUCCACGGAUCUCUUCAAGCUCACGGGCGGCAGCGUGUUUUCGCCGGACGUGCUUGAGGUGACGGUGAACCUGACGGUGGCCGACCUGAACCGACUCAAGCAGUUCCGACCAGGUCAGGUGCGCAUCUGUCGCUCGCGCACCACGUGCUACCUGCGCUUCAACGCGACGGCGUUUGCAGACAUGAACGCCAACCCGGUGCAGGCCGUCCCCGUUGGCACGUUCAACGUGGACGAGCGUGCAGCCGCGUUUACGCCGGACUCGACGCCACCACAGCUUGUCUCGUUUACGCUUGACCAGCGCGUGGGGCAGCUGCUGCUCACGUUUGACGAGACGGUUGACGGCGCCACGACCGAUGCGCAGCGCAUCACCAUCCAGGGGACCCGCAUCUACAACAGCAGCAACGCGUACACGCUGACGGGGUCCACGCUUGUGUCUGACCGCCGCGACUCGACGCUUGUGGCGCUGGAGCUGUUGCCCGCAGACAUUCGCCAGAUCAAGGCUGUCACGGGGAUGGCCACCGGCGUGAACGACACGUUUAUUCGGCUGUCUGCUGGCGCCAUCUCGGACAUGUCCAACAACGCCAUUCAGGCGAUGGCCGAGGGUCUGCAGGCGUCUGCCGUGACGACGGAUGAGGCAAACCCGGAGCUCGUGUCCUUUGACGCGUUUGAUCUGCGUGACAACCUGCUGCGCUUCACCUUCUCCGAGGCGGUUGAGAUUGACACCAUCCAGUACGACCUCAUUCGCAUCAUCUCCGUCUCCAACGGGCUUGGCGGGACGGUGGUGCCCCUGACGGGCGGCAGCGUGCGUUACGCCACGACAGACAAGACGUCCAUUGAGGUGCUGCUGAACCGCGAGGACAUUCGCAGCUUCAAGCUCGACGGCACCAUUGCCACGAACAUUGGAAACACCUUCCUUGCCAUGGGCCCCGGCGUGAUUGAGGACAAGUUUGGGCUGCCGUCUGACCCCGUGAGCGCCUUUCAAGGUGUGCCACCAGACUCGUACGUGGCCGACACGUCGCAAGCCGUGCUGGAGCGCGUGACACUUGACAUCAACACAGCGGAGCUGCACCUGUUCUUCGACGACGUGGUGAACGCGUCCACGCUCGACCCCACCCGCAUCGUGCUACAGCAGUCCGCUGGCAUUGUGAACAUCGUGCCCGGCGCCAUGGUUCCAGAGUACUACACGCUGCAGGGCGGUUCGACGGCCAGCCCGCAUGGCUUUGACAUUGUUGUGCAGCUGACACAGCACGAUUUGAAUGCGCUGAAGCGGCGACCAGACCUCGCCACAACGCGCGACAACACCUUUGUGCGGCUGCAGGAAGGCGCGCUGCGAAGCGUGGUGGAGCUGCAGAGCGUGGUGGCCAUCACCCGAAAGGUGGAUGUGCUUGUCGUGGACGCUGUUGCGCCGGAGCUCGUGGACUUCUCCCUCAACAUGACUGCGGGAACGCUCUGGCUGCAGUUCUCGGAGGCCAUCAACGUGAGCACGGUGCGCCCGGACCAUAUUGUGCUGCAGGCCACACCUGAUGCGCUGCCCAUCGGGUAUGACGCCAACGCCGACAAUGUCCCUCCGCAAGGGGAUGGCGCGGUGCAGCUCACGGGUGGAACCGUGUAUGGUGAGGACAUUGAGUACUACCCUUGGCCCUCGGCCGUGUGGAUCAUGGUGGACCUGCUCAAGGUCGACAUGGACGAGAUCAAGCGGGACGUUGCGCUCGCUUCCUCGCUGGCCACCACGUACAUCAGCCACAACGCCACCUUCCUGGCAGACAUGUCGGACUUUGCCGUUGUGCCCAUCCCCACACCGGCGUCGACAGUCAACGGAACGCUCAUUCCCAACACCGUGGCGGAGAACGCAACGGCGCUGCAUGCGUCCGCGUUUUACCCGGACACCGUCUCGCCACGUCUGCUGGCGUUUGACAUUGACAUGAACCUCACAGACCCGACGAGCCACAACGGCGGUGGGCCCGAGCUUCGCGUGGACAUGUUCUUCUCGGAGCCCGUGGACGUGACCACGCUCGACUACACGCAGCUGUCCUUCCAUGCGUCGGCGUCGGCGGCGGUUCAGAGCAGCAGCAGCAACAACAGCAAUAAUGCCAGUUCCCUGAGCUCCUACACGGUGAUGGACGCCAGGACGGAGAGCGUGAACGACACGAGCAUUGCGUUUUACCUCUCCCAUGCCGACAUCUACAACAUCAUGCGCAUCCCAGGGCUGAUGGUGAACGGGAACACGUCCUUUAUUGCCAUCACCUCGCAGUUUGUGCGUGACAUGGCGAGCCAGCCCGUUGUGCCGCGCACCGCCGCGGACCUCCACGCUCCAGCGGUGUUUGUGCAGGACCACGUGCGGCCGCAGCUGAGCGCCUUUGACCUCGACAUGAGCAACAGGACGCUCGACCUGUACUUUGUCGAGCCCGUGGUUCCAGCAACGUUCAACGUCACGCAGCUCACCGUCAGCAUGGACUGCGUUGAUCCAAGCGUACUCUUUGGCAACGCUAGCGCGGUCGUGAACGGCACUCUUCUGAACGCCACCUCCCUGUACAACAAUCAGACAUGGCUGAACGACACGAUGGUGAUGCGGAAUGGCACGGGUGUCAAUGGCGCGAUGAUGCCAGUCAUUGUCACCGCCAAUGUCACCUCGAGCUGGACGCUGGAGUUUCUACCAGCCCUUGAAGAGCUUGGCGUGCUUGGGCUGCGCGUGCACUUGCACGAGUCUGACUUCAACGAGCUUGCGUGGCGGCGGCCGCUUGGCCUACUGGCCAACACGACCUGUCUGUCCCUCACGCCGCAGCUCGUGACCGACUACAUGAGCAACCGCGUGCUUGCGGUUGAGCAGGUUGCUGUGCGCACGCUGGUGCCAGAUGCAGUGGCCCCGGCACUGAUUGGCUACAGCCUGAGCAUGGACAGCGGCAACGUGACGCUCACGUUCACGGAGCCCAUCGACGUGAACACCUUCAACGCCAGCAAGCUGGUGUUCCUGUCCGCGGCCAACGCGACCAUGGCCACGCCCGGAGUGGAUGCCGAGGUGGUUGGUGUUCCCAGCCUACUCGACGCCACCCGCAUCAUGAACGACCCUGCGGAGCUCACCCUCACCCUGACGCGAGAGAACCUGGACCGCAUGCAGAUGGCCACGUCUCUCGCGGUGGACGCCGCCUCCACCUUCCUCUCCUUUGCCAGCGACACCGUGGUUGACAUGGCGGGCAACGCCGUCGUGCCUGCCGAGGCUGUUGCGCUCACCGCGAGUGCAGGCGGUGUCUACGAGGCAGAUCGCACACCACCGGAGUUGGUGGCGUUUGACCUGACAAUGACGGAGGGAGCGCAUGGUCUUCUUUUGCCCAUCACGGUCACGCUGGAGUUCAACGAGGCCAUCAACGCGUCCUCCAUCGACGCCACCCAGCUCACCUUCAACAGGGACCACACAGGCCGCUUCAACGUGACGCUGGCUGACCGUACACCCGUGGUGCGCAUCGACGCGCGCCGCGCCAUGUUCAACCUCACGGACGCGGACCGCCUGGCCAUCAAGGCCGUGCCAGCGCUGAUGCAGAGCAAGACGGCAUCCGUGCUCUCGUGCACGAGCACGUUUGCACGUGACAUGGCCGGUAACGCCAUGGUGCCCAUUGCUGUGUCCGCUGACGCUGCUCCGCGCGUGUAUCGCGUGGACCUGGUGCGCCCACGGCUCGUGGCAUUUGACCUGAACAUGACCUCGCACGAGAUAACGUUGAGCUUUGACGAGAACGUGUCGGCGGCAGCGUUCAACCUGUCCAAGAUUUCGCUGCAGAACACACGCACUUCGCCCACAUCCACCCUGCGGCUUGGCGCACCCGCGCUGGAGUCCUGGCAGCUGCUUAGCGCAGGAUUUCCUUCCACAAUCGUGGCCAAGUUGUCCUCUGCGGAUGUGAGCGAGCUUGAGCUUGCGUUUGACCUGGCCACCACCAACAGAACCACAUAUCUGGUGACGGAAGAUGGCGUGACGGAUGACACGGCCACCAACAUGGUCUUUGCCAUUGACACGACGCUGGCCCUUCCCGUGAACCAAUACACGCGCGACGCCAUUGCGCCCCAGCUGGAGGUGUACGACGUGAACAUGGUGAAUGCCACCAUGCACAUGCAAUUCUCCGAGAACGUUGACGUGUCCACGUUUGACGUGCGAUCCAUCGUCUUGAGCAACAACCCUGCCAGUCCCUCGGAGGUGUACACGCUGACUGGAGGAUAUGUGUCUCAAGUCAACGACUCUUUUGUGACGGUGUACUUGUCUGUGGAAGAUUCGGAGUACCUGCGUGCAACGACCACCUUGGCGUCGCAGCGAAACAGCACGGCCCUCAGCUUUGGGCCAUCGCUUGUGCGUGAUAUGGCCGGCAAUCCGGUUGUUCCCGUGCCACUGUCCGCUGCGGAAUUCCCCCGCUCGUUCAUUGCCGACUCUCAGCCGCCGAUGCUGGUGUUCUCCGAGGUGAACGUGACCACGGGCGUGAUCACGCUCGCCUUCUCGGAGCCUGUGGACGUGAAUGCAGUAAACAUCACUUACCUUCGGUUCCUCGCGAGCGUGGCAGACAGCAACGUGCCUGGCGCCGUCGACUUUCGCGUCUCCAGCACGUCACAUGUGAUUGACGUCGACUUGGUCACGCUGGCGGUGAUUCUGUCGGCCCAGGACCUCAACUUGCUCAAGGCUGUGCCCGUGUGCACGGCAAGCGACGACUGUGUCGCGCACUUGGAGGAGGGCUUUGUUGCUGACCCCGAGGGUCUUGUUGUCCCAGAGGCGGUAGAGGUGGUGGACGUGUACUUUGAGGACGUGAUUCGUCCCCGUCUGCCAACAGAUGGUUUCCAGUCCAUUGAUUUGGACACGGGUGUGCUCGUGCUGUAUUUCGAUGAAACAGUCAACGCCAGCUCGCUCAACGUGUCGGCGCUGUCACUGCAGUCCUCGUACGAGCGCGGGCCACUGGAGCUCGGCUACUCGUCUGUGGACUACCUGCAGGGCAGUGUUGUGUCGACGCAGCCGUCGCAGCUCAUCGCUGUGCAGCUGGAGCCCAUCAGUCUCAACCUGUUGAAGCAGGACACGCUGGUGUGUGUUGUCAAGCGAGACUGUUAUAUCUACUUUGGCGACGGUGCCAUCCUUGACAUGAACGACAACCCGGUUGUGGGAACAGGGCUGUCCUUCCCAGGCUUUGUCGUGCAGCAGCUGCUGCGUGACGAGGUUGCGCCGGUGCUGGAGUCGUUUGUGCUGGACGUCAGCGCGGCGUCGCUCAUCCUCUCCUUCAGCGAGAUUGUGGACCCGGCGUCGCUCGACACCACGCAGGUGUGCCUGCAGCCCACGGCAAACGAGACCACGGCGCAGCAGGUGUACUGCCUGACGGAGAGCAGCGCGCCGUCCAGCACGGCAGAGGGCGUGCUUGUGGUUGUGGUUGACGUGAGCGGGGAGGACAUGCGUGCGAUCAAGGCGCGGCGUGUUGGCUCCAGCGCGGGCACGACGUACCUGAGCGUGGGCGCUGGCGCGAUUGUGGACACGGCGUUUGAGGCGAACGGGGUUGUUGGGAUUGAGCGGACGGGCGCUCUUGGUGCGCGGGGUUACAUUGGGGACGUUGUUGGGCCGCGGCUUGCAGCGUUUGAUGUUGACCUUGAGGCGGCUGAGAUCCGGCUGCUGUUCAACGAGCCCGUGAACGUGAGCACGUUUGAUGUUGGCGCGGUUGUGCUGCAGAGCGUGCGGAACGCGAGUGCUGCUGGUGCUGGUGCUGGUACGACGGUUGAGAUGCACCGGCUGAGCGAGGGGAGCAGCGUGCGCGGGGGCGGCAACGACGUGAGCAGCGUUGGCAGCGCAAGCGAUGUUGCGGCCGCGAGCGGUGUUGAGGUUGGGCAGAGCUGGGUUGUGGUGUCGCUGAGCGAGGACGACGAGACGGCGAUCAAGCGGCAGGCGGGGCUUGCAGCGGAUGCGGGGACGAGCUUCAUGUGGUUUGGGCCUGAGCUUGUGGCGGACAUGGCGGGGAACGCAGUGUUUGGGAUUGGGCGGGAGGAUGCGCAGGCGGCGCGGGCACACGCAGCGGACCUUGAGCGGACGAACGUGGUGCAGUGCGUGCUUGACAUGCAGGCGCGGCAGCUUGUGCUGUCGUUUGACGACGUUGUUGAUCCUGGGACGCUGAAGGUUGAGCAUGUGACGGUGCAGAGCGGGCGCGGGGUGGUUGGUGUUGGGGGCGUUGUUGGGUACACGCUGCUUGAGGAUGGCGGGAGCGGCACGGAGAGCGAUGUUGGGUUUGAGGUGGUGAUUGAUCUCGCGGCGGCGGACGUGUUGGGGCUUGCGCUUGUUGGCGGGGUUGGGCGGCGUCGCGGGAACAGCUAUGUGAGCGUUGGGGCGGCGAUGCUUGACGACAUUCGAGGCAACGACGUGAUUGGGGUGCCCGGGGACCGAGCGCUGCAGGUGGCAGCGUAUGUAGCGGACACGCGGGCGCCGGUUGUGGUGAACGCGACGCUGAACAUGACGUCUGAGGUGCUUGGGCUUGAGUUUAGCGAGGCCGUGAAUGUGAGCACGGUGGAUGUGACGGCGCUUGUGUUGCAGGCGUACGGGAACGCGAGCGCAGCGGCGUCGGCAGCGGAGUCAGCAGGGGCCGUUGGUGGCGGGAGUGGCAUUGUUGCGGAGCGGCGGCUUGUUGGAGGGGAUGUGAGCUGGAGCGAGGACCAGGAGCGGGUGUAUGUUGCGCUGACCAAGGCGGACGUGGAUGCGAUGAAGGUGCUUGAGCCGCUUGUGACGAGUGCGGAGACGGCGUUUGUGUGGCACGACGGGACGCUUGUUGCUGAUGUGUUUGGUGUUGGGAGCGAGGCGACGAGCGGGGACGCAGCGCUUGGGGUGCGGUCGUUUGUUGGGGAUGCGGUGCCGCCGGCGGUUGAGUCGUUUGUGGUGGACAUGGACGCCGGCUCCCUCAGCAUCACCUUCACGGAGCCCGUGCGCGCCAACACGAGCCGUCCAAUUGACAACGUGUUGUUCUGGUCACAGCACGCGAGUCACAACACAACUCGAGAGGGCACGCUGUCCACCACGAAUGGGCUUGUGCUGAACUGGACACUUGAUUAUGAGGAUCUGACGGCACUGAAACUGCGUCCGCUCCUGUUUUCUUCCAAAGCAACGAGCGGGCUGUCUUUGUCGUCUGGUUUUAUCGAGGACAUGGCUGGCAAUGCCAUUGUUUCCAACCCGCCAUUAGACGCCAUCUUUGCGGCCAACUUCACCGCGGAUGCAACACCACCCCAACUCCUCGGCUUCGACGUUGACAUGUCCUCUGGCACGCUUCGCUUCUCGUUUGACGAGCCUGUCGUGCCGUCGCUGGUUUUGCUUGAUGGCCUUUCUCUCACCUCGCGUGCUGACGGUGGUGGGGCAGUGAUUAUGCUCAGCGGCUGGACUGCUGCCGUUGUUGCUUCUCCCGCAAACGCCGUUGACCUCAACUUUACCAUUGCUCUCAACAACACUCUGCUGAACCUCUUGAAGGACGACACGUCCCUGUUUACGAGUGUCGAAACAACGUAUGUCUUUGCAAACGCUGGGUUUGUGGUUGAUGCUGCGGUCAACAGUUUGGAGAGCAUCCCCAGGACCAGCGCUGUGCAGGCGUCAGCAUUUGUGGGCGACGCUGUGCGCCCUCGCCUGCUCAGCGUGACCCUGAACAUGAACCUGACGCAGCCGCUGUUGUCGCUGACGUUCUCAGAGACGAUGAAUGCCACCGACACCAAGGCAUGGUUUGUGUCACUGCAGGCCUCUAACAACGCCACGGCCGCGACGGCAUCUCAGCGACUGCACACGAGCUUGUUGUCGUGGCCCAACACGCGACUUGAGGUCGUGACGAUUGCCAUUUCUGUUGCGGAUGCAAAUGCCAUGAAGCUGAAGGGCAUCGGCCUCAAUGUCACGCGCGUGUUUGUGUCGUUCCCGUUCUGGGCGUUUAGCGACAUGGCUGGUAACGACGUUGUUGAAGUUUCUUCAGAGGAUGCCAAACCCAUGGAUGGCUUUACUCCAGACGCCAUUGCACCGAAGUUGCUUGGCUACGAGAUUGACAUGGACACAGGGGAGGUUUUGCUCGUCUUUGAUGAGCCUGUUGAAGCAGACAGCUUGGACGUGACCAAGUUUGCCUUCUAUCCCACUUCACAACAAGCGGCCAUUGCCCCUUGAUAUGGGGCUGUGUCGUGUGUGUGAGAGAGAGUGUGUGUUAAUUUGUGUCGUGUGUUCUGAGGCAGUGCUGCGUUUGAGAGGGUGUUUUGUGAGUGUGAGUGUCGUGUGAGUGUGAGCGUCAGCGUGAAAGAAAGUCGAAAAAUGUGUGCGAUGGAAGGAGAGUGCUUGAGAGUGUAUUGGAGCCGUUGAUAUUCCGUCAUGCUUUGCGCUUGUGUUCAGACCCCCAGUCACCAACGUGAUUUGGUUGUUGUUCCAUCGUGGGAUGGACAUGCGGGUGGUUGUGGGGAGGUGUUCGUUUAUUGGCUGUGCUUUCAGACUGCAUGGGGGCGCUUGCGUUGCUUGUGUGAGACAGAGAGAAGGUGUGGAUGCCUGGAUGCAUGUGUGCUUUGAGCAUUUCCUUUGACAAUUGAACAAGUCAUCGAUCGCACA